Molecule: messenger RNA, 667 nt
Organism: Heterocephalus glaber (naked mole-rat)
Lineage: Eukaryota; Metazoa; Chordata; Mammalia; Rodentia; Bathyergidae
Gene: Morn2
Product: MORN repeat containing 2
Source: RefSeq, a predicted model, not a curated record
CUGUCUCCCGAGCAACCGGGUCUCCCGAGCAACCGGGUCGCCCUCGGAGCCGGCCUAGCGCCAUCGCUCCAGGAGGCAGAGCUGGCGGGCCAGGGGGAGUCGCACAGUAGUGAAAGUGUCCAUUACCCCUCUUUAUCACCUUCAGAAGUAUAUAAGAUAAGCUUUACAUUUCCAAAUGGAGACAAGUAUGAUGGUGACUGUACAAGAACAUCUUCCGGCAGCUAUGAGAGAAAUGGAAUAGGCAUUCAUAGCACUCCUAAUGGCAUUGUCUGCACAGGAAACUGGAAAGAUGACAAGAUGAAUGGUUUUGGAAAACUUGAGCAUUUUUCAGGAGCAGUAUAUGAAGGACAAUUUAAGGACAAUAUGUUUCAUGGAUUGGGGACUUACACUUUCCCAACUGGGGCAAAAUACACUGGAAAUUUCAAUGAAAAUAGGGUGGAAGGUGAAGGGGAGUAUACUGAUGCCCAAGGACUACAGUGGAGUGGAAACUUUCAUUUCACAGCUGCUCCAGGCCUGAGACUAAAGCUCUACAUGUAGAUGUUCUAAAUUCAAGUUUAAAUGGGGUAAUUGAAGUUUUUAGUUUGAAGCAGAGCAACUAACUCUGCCAUCUGAAAUGACUGCAUACACUUACCUCUGUAAGUUUUCCAAUAAAACCAUCACUCAUCUA